Molecule: messenger RNA, 1011 nt
Organism: Betta splendens (Siamese fighting fish)
Lineage: Eukaryota; Metazoa; Chordata; Actinopteri; Anabantiformes; Osphronemidae
Gene: pdap1b
Product: pdgfa associated protein 1b
Exons: 6
Coding region: 143-685 (180 amino acids)
Cellular component (GO): cytosol
Molecular function (GO): RNA binding
Source: RefSeq, a predicted model, not a curated record
AUUUAAAAUACUCCCACAAUUAUGCCGUUAACGCAACUGAGAGUUUAGCCAGUUGUCAGUGUUUGCUGUUGCUUUUAAUCUCUAUGUUUACUCCUAGUAUUUCCCUGUCUUUGAAUUUAUAACUUAGUCUUCAUUUUUCAAAAUGCCCAAAGGAGGUAAGAAGGGGGGUCACAAGGGUCGAAUGCGGACGUACACUAGCCCCGAGGAGAUAGAUGCCCAGAUGAAAGCAGAGAAGGAGAGGAGAAAGCAAGAGCAGGAACAAGAGGAGGCGGGAGAGGGUGCAGCUCAGAAUGAAACAUCAGAGGAGAAGUUACCAGGGUCUGGUUCAGAGGACAGCGACGAUGAAGAUUCCCUGAGGAGGAGAGCAGGUGUGGAGGGCUUAAUAGAAAUUGAGAACCCCAACAGAGCGGCUCAGAAGUCCAAGAAGGUGACGCAGAUCGAGCUGGACGAGCCCAAACAGUUAUCCAGGAGGGAGAGGGAGGAGAUCGAGAAGCAGAAAGCGAAGGAGCGCUAUAUGAAGAUGCACCUGGCAGGGAAGACGGACCAGGCCAAAGCUGACCUCGCUCGCCUCGCCAUCAUCAGAAAACAGAGAGAGGAGGCGGCCAAAAAGAAGGAAGAGGAGAAAAAAGCAAGAGAAGCAGCAGCGGCAGCCGCCAGAGGAGUCAACUCGCUCUCUCUGAAAUGAUGCAGAGGCUUCUCCAUGUGUUAACGGACUGGCUCGAUAUAUAUUUGACUAUUUUUAAAGAGCUAUGAAGAGUAUUUGACAUUACUGUAACAUUUGGAAAAUGGCUGCGGAAACACCAGUGGAGGGGGGUUGUGUAUAUUUUGGCAUGAAAUAAUGGCCUUGAUCCCUUUUCACCCCUUAAAAGCAUAAUUUUAUUAGUGGUAAACUUAUCAUUGUACAAUUCCAACUUUGCUAUCUGAGCUUUGCCACUGUGUUUUUUGAGAUGGGAUCUUACGUUGUAUAUAACUGACUCAUGGAAAUAUUUCAAAUUAAUAUGAUGAAACCAA